AUGCUCAGAUUAUUUAAAGGAGUUAAAAGCAAAUUAUUAAUUUCUUCUGUUAUUUUCCCUUUAUAAAAAUUAAUUGGCUUAUAUUUUGAUAACUAAUUGCAUUCUGGGUCGUUUUGCAAUUUAUUUAAUUACAUUUUAAAAAAUCUACAUUUUUCAUACUCAUCUGCUUAUUUUAACCUAUUCAAAAUCACAUCUUACUCUUCUUAUGUAUAUUUUUAUAACUCCUUCUCUAUUUAAUUUUAAGUAUAAAUUUCUUCUAGAGGAGAUUUAGGUUUUAUUUCUACCAUAGCACUAAACCUACUAUCUUUAAAUCCAUAAUCCUGUUAAAAAUUUUCUAUUAUUUCUACAGUUUAGCUGAUAUCAAUUUUCUUUUCUCUUUUGAAUUCGCUUCUCUAAUUUUUUAUUUUUUCUUCCACUUUUAAAACGAAUUCUUAAAAUUCUUUUUAAGCUUCAGAAUAAUCAACAACUAUCGCUUCUUACAAGAACUUGUUUAAUGUAUUUAUAUUCUUAAAUAGAUAUUUUUGCACAUAAUUUUAUAAGUUAGUUGAUAAUAAUUUUAUAUUAUUUUAUUCAUUUUUCUUUUGUUCAACUUACUUCUCGCUCUGA
Tetrahymena thermophila SB210 is the source of this 606-nucleotide messenger RNA. RefSeq names its product transmembrane protein, putative. The transcript has a single exon. The record is from RefSeq and is a predicted model, not a curated record. Lineage: Eukaryota; Ciliophora; Oligohymenophorea; Hymenostomatida; Tetrahymenidae.